UCGGCUCGUUUUGGCCGAAUGCAGACGACAGUUAUUGUUGUGGCCUACUUCGUUUGUUCUAGAAUACUAUAAGCCUGUAGUCACAGAUAAUUUCAAUUUUACCAAACCUGCUUCUUUGUCACAAUGGUUGCACAUUUUGUAGCUCUGUUCUUUACAGGAUUCAUCGUUUAUACCGCUGCACCCGGCUCCAGCUUGUUUUCAUGGCACCCAACACUGAUGGCCAUUGCAUUUCUGCUGCUGAUGUUUGAGGGCUUAUUGGUAUUUUCUCCAAUCAGUUCCCUUGUUCCGAGACAGUCAAGAGCCACAAAGGUCACACUUCACUGGAUGUUACAGGUUACCUCCCUUACCUGUGCUAUUGGAGGAUUCGCAGCUAUCUACUACAAUAAAGAAAUAAAUAACAAAGAACAUUUCACGUCAUGGCAUGGUCUUAUUGGAAUGUCAGCCGUUGGGUAUUCUUGCAUGCAGAUGCUGGGUGGCUCUGUGUUGAAAUAUCCUACCCUUGCUAGCAUCCUAAGAAUAAAAUUGAAACUGGCAGAUCUGAAAAUUGUCCAUGCUACAUCAGGAUUGGUGUCCUUCAUUCUUGUCUGUGUGAGCUUCAUGCUUGCUAUGUUUUCUAACUGGUUCUGUAAGAAUGUGACUGGGACAACAUGGUAUGCUUGCCUUGGUUGCAUUUCAUGUAUUUUGUUCAUUAUCAUGAAUCAGAUCACCAGUACAUAUUUGCCAAAAGUUAAAUCAAGGAAGAGAGUAGCACAUUGAAACAAUGAUAUGGGGUCACCUUAUUUGCUUAUGACAUUAUCAUAAGGUUGAUUUUUUGUGUUUCAGCAUUGUACACACUUUUGUGAUGUAUUACUAUUUGAGCAUAAAUGUGAAAUUUCAUCUAAGGACCAUACUACUGAUGUGCUGUUUCAUUAAUUUCUUUGAGCAACUAGGAUUUGAUUCUUGCUGAGCUUUAUCUCUUUGAAAUCCAUUGGCAAAUGCUGAUCUAAUCAUGCAUUAUUAUUAAGAACAAUUCAUGAUUGUAUGUUUUCUUUUGAUUUUCUUGUCUUG
Molecule: messenger RNA, 1047 nt
Organism: Haliotis rubra (blacklip abalone)
Lineage: Eukaryota; Metazoa; Mollusca; Gastropoda; Lepetellida; Haliotidae
Product: transmembrane reductase CYB561D2-like
Exons: 3
Coding region: 124-756 (210 amino acids)
Molecular function (GO): transmembrane monodehydroascorbate reductase activity
Source: RefSeq, a predicted model, not a curated record